Molecule: messenger RNA, 5343 nt
Organism: Vidua chalybeata
Lineage: Eukaryota; Metazoa; Chordata; Aves; Passeriformes; Viduidae
Gene: DEPTOR
Product: DEP domain containing MTOR interacting protein
Exons: 10
Coding region: 96-1289 (397 amino acids)
Biological process (GO): negative regulation of TOR signaling; intracellular signal transduction
Molecular function (GO): protein binding
Source: RefSeq, a predicted model, not a curated record
CUCCGCCUGCCAGUGACACAAUAACACGGGAAGCGGCGGGAGGGAUCCGAGCCUGCUGUGGGGAAAAGUGACCUGAGGCGCUCAGGUCGGCGGCGAUGGAGGAGGGCAUGAGCAGCAUGCAGCAGAAAGCGGCGGAGCUGGAGCACAUGGCCGAGGUCCUGCUCACCGGCGAGCAGCUCCGGCUCCGACUGCAUGAAGAAAAGGUCAUUAAGGAUCGGCGACACCACCUCAAAACGUACCCGAACUGCUUCGUCGCCAAAGAGCUGAUUGACUGGCUGAUGGACCACAAAGAGGCCUCCGACAGGGAGACAGCCAUUAAACUGGUACAGAAAUUACUGGAUCACAGCAUUAUCCACCAUGUCUGUGAUGAGCAUAAAGAAUUCAAGGAUGUCAAACUGUUCUACCGCUUCAGAAAAGAUGACGGGACGUUUCCACUGGACAAUGAGGUGAAGGUGUUCAUGAGAGGACAAAGACUGUAUGAAAAGCUGAUGAGUUCUGAAAAUACCCUUCUGCAAGCCAGGGAAGAGGAAGGAGUCAAGUAUGAGCGGACCUUUGUGGCGUCGGAGUUCAUUGACUGGCUGAUCCAGGAGGGAGAGGCCGCGACACGGAGCGAAGCGGAGCAGCUCGGCCGCAGGCUUUUGGAGCAUGGCAUUAUACAGCACGUGUCCAACAAGCACCAUUUUUUGGACAGCAACUUGCUCUACCAGUGCAGAAUGAAUUUCCGCCGGCGGCGGCGAUUAAUGGAACUCCUCACAGAGAAAUCUCGCUUGAUGCCAGAAAGCCAUGACAGCCCGUUCUGCCUGCGCAAGCAGAACCAUGACAACAGGAAACACACCAGUUUUCUCUCAGUGAGUCCCACCAAGGAGAUAAAGAUCGUGUCGGCAGUGCGGAGGAGCAGCAUGAGCAGCUGUGGCAGCAGCGGGUACUUCAGCAGUAGCCCCACGCUCAGCAGCAGUCCCCCCGUGCUCUGCAACCCCAAAUCUGUAUUAAAGAGACCUGUGACUGCUGAUGAGCUCUUGAUGCCUGGAGCCCCAUAUGUUAGAAAAACUUUUACGAUCGUUGGUGAUGCCGUGGGCUGGGGCUUUGUGGUGCGGGGGAGCAAACCCUGCCACAUCCAGGCUGUGGACCCCAGUGGGCCAGCGGCCGCUGCUGGGAUGAAGGUUUGCCAAUUUGUCGUGUCUGUCAACGGCCUCAAUGUUCUCCAUGUGGAUUACAGGACAGUAAGCAACCUCAUCCUCACUGGCCCUCGAACAAUUGUGAUGGAAGUGAUGGAAGAAAUAGAGGCCUGAGAAAACACAAAAUCCCUGUUACUGGACACUUUGUGAGACAAAUAGCAACAGCCAUGGAGUGUUAUGACACAAGGCAGCAGAAUGUUGCUGUGUCUAAACAGAUGAUUUUGCUUUUAUGGGAGGAGGCUCUCUUUCCUUUAAUAAUAGCACUGGUGAUUAUGCUAAGAUGUGAACAAUAGCUACCAGCUUAUUUUCACUAUGGACUUCUCUGUGCCCAACAGAGACAAGACCAGGGCCUUUAGGUGGUCUGUCCAGCCAUGGCUGCAUCGGUCAGAAUGGGUUCCAGCCUAAGAGGCUGUGCAUAUUUCCUCACAGUCCAAUGCUGGAUCAAAGCACUUCAGGAGGUGAAAGAGCCAAGCACUGUGGGGUCAGGGUGUCACAGAUGGUUUCCAUGAGAUACUGACAUUAAUAAACAUUGUCCUGGUGUCCAGCUUUGUCCCGGGAGCACGUGCAGUCACAGUUGCUCUCUCCUUGGGCUGAGGGACAGCUGACUAAAUCCUGGAUUGAUUACAAUCAAACACAAAUGAACUGCAAAUGCAUGGGAAAAGGUGUCUGUGCUCUCCAGAGGAUAGUCUGGUAUGAAUGUUUGGGCCUUACUGAUUACAUGGGUUAGUCUAGAAAGAAAAUGGAAAAACGUGUGGUCUUUUACAAAAACUGCCUUUGAAAAUUGGUCUUCUGGUUUCAAUGCUUGUGUGCUGGAUUAGGUGCUUGAGUAUAAUAUAUUGAUUUUGAGGUUUUUUUCCAUACCUGUAAAGGAAAGGCGCCUCAGUCUUACUAUUCAUCACUUCGGAGAAGAACCUUAAUUCCCAGAAGAAUAUUUGGCAGGUUGUAGUGGGAAAUUCACAGUGUUAGCGUAAGGAAUGAUGCAUCCAGAUUCUCCUGUAGCAAAAGCAGACUUCAAAUUGAAGCAAUGUGCUUGAAUGUACAAGAAGCUUAUGAGCACUUUCCAAUCAUCUGAUGUUUUGCAAAGAAUCAGCUUCCCUCAUGAGCUGCAUUUGACACUGUUACAAACAAAACAUUGUAUUUAACUGACUCUUAUUGUUUCUCAAACAGUAGGAUUUUUUCAUUGAUAAAUUCAUGAAAGAAGUAUUUUUUAAAAACAUAUAUAAAAAUUCUGAAUUCUGCAGUUAGGUGACUCUUCAACUCAGUGAUAAGGGGACUGCAUUGGUUUUCUUUGAUCUUUGAACAGAAUGAAUAUAUCCUGCUCCACAAAAUCAUACACUUUGCAGACUUUCUUUGCUGUCUGAAUUUUACAAUUAAAGCUUGACUUUCUAUAUGCACAUACCACAAAUCAUCAGAUUCUGGGGUGGGGAAAGUAUUUUUCCUCAAAUAAUUUUGAAACAUGUUUUGUAUUAAAAAUUGUUCUCACUAAAAAAAUUGCUCUUUCAGUAUGUUUUUCAUUCACUCAAACACUUUUACUUCAGAGAUAAAGCAAGUCUUCAAACUCAUGUAUUCCUGCAGCUUUGUAGGAAGAAGUCCUUGAGUUCUUUGUUUCUGGUUUUGUAUAUCUGUGGCUGUAUUUUCACCCAGAAAACUUCUCAUAUUCCACUAAUGUGCAGCAGUGCAGGGAGGUAUAAAACUGCAGCUGCUUACUCGAUACUAACCAGGCACCAGAGUGUUUGGAAGGUUUGUUCAAACUGUCAUCUAUGACAGUUCUGAAUCCCGAUUGUACUCCCCAAAAUUUUGGAACACAUGUAUAUGCCACAGCAGGUUACAUUUUACAGGUCAUCCAAAAUAAAUAGCUGGGCAUACAAUGUUAUAUUCGAUUGUAAUAACUGUCCAUGGUAUCCACUCAGUACAGUUGGAAACAAUCUUGUUGUUCUAGGAAUGUUUCAGUAUGCUAUAAGUAUUUUGAGUUUGUGAAUCCAGGAAUGCUUCUCCAAUUAUUUCUAUUUAAUGUCUAUUUUUUUUAAAUUUUCUUUUUUUUUUUCCUUCUUCUCUUUUUUCCCCCUAGGUUGUUUUGGUGGCUUAGCCCCUUUAGAAUAUAAAUUCUGCAUGUUAGGCUAAGUAAAAUAUUAAAAUUGAAGGAUUUUCUUAGCAAAUUGCUGAUGAUUCUCUCUAAUACCAUCAUGGGUUCAUCUCUUGCCUUAGUUAAUAUUCUGCUAGAAGUUCUCUGUAGGUUACAGAUAAUUAAGAAACUGGGUCAGAAUUUGGCUUAAUAAUGCAUUACAGAGUGCACUUCAGACUGGAGCAAAAAGAGUGGGAAUGGGGGCAGGGAGAAAUCUGUGCAUUUCAUUAUGUUACAGAUUGGAGAUGGCAUCUUGAUUCACAAGAUACAUUAGUCUCUAUCACAAUUUGAGCACAGCUACUUGCCUUCUGUUUAACAGAGAUUUCCAUAUUGUGUUCUCAAUUUGACUGACAAUCUGGGAUUUAAUUAAUUCUUUCCCUCUUCAGUGUGACAAAGGUAUUCAAAUUGUGUCUGCAAUGAAAUUUUGUAUUUUGGAAGAAAGUAUGGAAAGUAAAGAAUUAAGCUAUGAAAUGUAUAAUUUCCAAUUAAAUUGGAGUUUGUCUGCACACAGUGCUGCAUAUGCUCCGAGACAUCCCACAACAGUCAGUGUCAAACGCUCAUGCACUUCAGAGGGCAGAGAAUUUUAAAUAUAACAGAGCACCUUGCUUCCUGCAAAGUGCCAGGGGAAAUGUAAGAUUAUUCACGGAAAUGAGGCAUUUCAAGAGAUAUCUUGAAUGAAUAGCAUGAAUACAACAGUGUAGAAUGAAGCAAGAAACCAGAAAUUAAAAAACGAACCCUGGCAUCAGCAGUAAAAGCUUCAUUUAAAAGACACGCAUUUUUGUAAGACUUACUGUCUUCUGUGAUCUCAUUUGGGUUACUGUAGAUCUUGCAAGAUCCUCUAAUAAAUCUUUAAGCCUUAAUCACUCAAAUUAGUGCCAUUCCUCUGUGCAUGUACAUUUGCAAAUCACUUAUGGACAUCUUCAAGCAAUGUAAUAUUUAAUUAAAUUCAAGUAGCAGUUAAGCUAAUUGGAACAUUAAAUCAGUGCAAUAUUUAUAAUAUUUUUCCUGUUAUAUUUCCCUAAAGAUAAAUUAUUUUCAUUAUCUUUUUUCAAGAUCAAAUACCAUGUGUAUGGUAUUGACCACAACUGGUUCCACAACUAGUCCCAUGGAAGUCAUUUCAUUCACACAAUGAUGCAAUAAUCCACUUAGGUGUAUCAGUACUUAAUUGUCUGCAUUUAUGUCUGCAUAGAAGCUGAAAAUAAAACUUUCAGAAUUAAAAAGACAUGGUGUCACAGCAGCAUCUGAAAUAUGAGUGGGUGUGGCCAGCUGUACCUUCUUCUAUGAGAUUACAUUCAGGACGAGGUUUGGAAUGAAAAGGUCAUGCAGCAGGACUGUUUUUCAAAGUGUUUUUCCUAUUUUUUUUUUCUCUAUUUUCUGAUCAUACCCUCACUAAUGACUAAAGUGCUAGGAAUGUGUCAAAUGCUGUCCCAGAAUUACUGGUUUAAUGGUCAGCUUGUUCCCUUAGCAUGGUCUGGAUCUCUGAGAAAACUGCCCCAGUGUAGUUCAGAGAAUAGCAUGAGAUGUGAAUUUGGUGCCUCUUGGCCUUCAGACCAGAGACACUCUCUGCACUGACUUGAUGUACUAACAUAGAUAUAAGCAAAUGAGAAUAGUCUGAAGUUUAGGAAGAGGAAGCUAUUGACUCCUUUCUUCUUCUGUGCUGAUAGCUAUAAUGCAUGGAGGUUUCCUUUUUCUUACCAAAUUAUAGAGUAAUGCUCUAAUAAUUUCAGAUAAUUCUGGGAAUCAAAUACUAAUUUUUAAUGUUAAUUUUUAAAGAUAUUAUUUUAAUUUUAGAGACAGGAGAAACAAUAUGUCUUGCAAAAGUGUUUGUUUAAUGCAAGACAGACUGAGAAAUCAAGUGUUGCAAUUAUGAGCAUUUUCUUCCCAGUGCGCAAUUGGAACUAGACCACUUGUGUAAGUGAAAAAUCACUUGUAUGUCACAUACAUAAAUACAUUUAGACAACACCACUCUUCAAAUAAAGUGACCUACUAACCUUUUACAAUAAAAUUAUCAUUAAAGGUUUUCAUAGAUCACCCUUUUUAAAUGUC